This is a messenger RNA of Vicugna pacos (alpaca), 2124 nucleotides long. NCBI's taxonomy places the organism in Eukaryota, Metazoa, Chordata, Mammalia, Artiodactyla, Camelidae. The record is from RefSeq and is a predicted model, not a curated record.
CUCAUAGGAGCCCUACAGAGAACCUCACAAACCCGGACACCCACAACGUCCCCACAGAGAUCUGCAGACCCUACCCAGAGACUCUCACAGAGUCUCACAAAAAUCCCACAAAACCCCCUUAAAAGAAGUGAACUCUCUAGGUUUGUCCCCUCCGGGUCCAUUGCAGCCCCCUCGGGAGACCUUACUCACCGGGGCGGUGACCAGACUGCUGUUGCCAAGGAGACUGCUGGGCGUUCAGGUUGCCCUGGUGACGGAUCCCUCCACUCCUGGCCUGGGUUCCAGAGGCUUUAGUCAAGCUCCUCAUCAUCCCUCCCCCUCACACCUUUCCUCAGAUCUGGCCAGAGUUCCUUUGUGAAUUUCUGCAGGUGUCCAAGUCCCCUCCCUAAGUCGUAGACUUGCAAGCAAGGCCUCUCACCACACAGCGCCUGCAGCCAGGGGUCAUCCACGGUUAAGAGCUUUCUCACCCUCGGGACCAACACUGCCCCUUCCGGCUUUAGACAAGACCCUACCUAAGGACUUGUAACAGCCAAGACAAAGCCCAGAGAUGGAAGCAGACAAGGUCACAGAAGAGCCUCAUACCACCAUGGAUGCAGAAGAGCACCUUUCUUCAGAGGACUCCUCCGCUGAGGACUCACAGGAGCGUCCUAUCCCUGAAGAGCCUCCCAUCUCUGAAACCCCUUUAGAGCCCUUUGACUCUGAAUCUCAUAUGGCGCCAUCUACUUCCCAGGUCCCGUUAGAGACCCACACCUCUGAAACCCCUUUGGAGCCUUCCAUGUCUGAGAUUCCUUUAAAGACCGAUAACUCUGAAACCCCUUUAAAGCCUUCCAUCCCAGAAACCCCUUUAGGACACUCUACCUCUGAGGUCUCUCUGGAGACCCCUAACCCUGAGAUCCUGUUGGGGACUCACACCUCUGACAUCGAAGAGAAACACCUUACUUUUCAUACCUCAUUACUAAGCCAGGUCUCUGCAUCUUUCUCUGAUGAUCCGAAGGAAGAGCCCUUUGAGUCUUCCUUGGACUCUAUCCAGACCACUGACUCUGAGAGCCUUCAAAAGCACUCCCUUUCAGGCCCUCCAGCCUCGCUCCACCUGGACACACCUGCAAAAGAGGGGGAAGAGGAAGAAGAGGGCGAGAAAGGGGUGGAUGCCACAGACAGCACCACUCAUACAGCUCAGCCUGAACAGAAGCCAGGCAAGAAGAAGGGGAAGAAAGGAAUCAGCUGUAAUUGCCCCAGCCCUUCCCCCUUUCUCAGCACUGUCUUUGACCUGCCCCAGCAGGAGGGGAUUGGGUUACUCUUUGACUGGGCCCCUUCUCUCAAUUUUCGAGCCUCCUCACCUCCCCUUAGUUACUCAGCCCCUCCCUCCCUAGGUUACACAGUCCACCCAAUGAUCCCUGCUAAGCAGACAAACCUGGUGAAAGUGGCUAAGGCACUGCACAGAGAGAAGUCUGGUGCUCAGGUGGAUUAUCUUUUCCAAUGGGAGAAGGAUGCAGCUCUGAAUGCCAUCCAGACAGGUCUCUACAUUGGCUGGCGCUGCCCCCAUUAUCUAUGGGACUGUUUCCAGAUUGGGGAUGAGUCCAAGUGCUUUUGCGGACACUUGUUGAGAGAGCAUCAUAUUAUCUCAGACAUAUCUGUGCCCUGCAACGUGGGCCAGUGCCGCUGCCUCAUGUUCUGCUUUAUCCCAUCACGCCCAGAGGAGGUGGGUGAGUUCUGGCUCAAGAGACGGACCACCUUUGACCCCAGGGCUUGGAGGGCCCAAUGUCGCUGCAAACACAGCCAUGACGACCACACAGCUGCCGGGUCACAUUCCUGCAGGGUCAAAGGCUGUUCCUGCAGCUGCUUUGAGUCUAAUUUUCUCUGUGCUGCCUGUGACCGGCGCUGGGAGGAACAUGAGACUUUCUUUGAAACUGAGGAGACCCGGCGACGCGGAGGGAGGCCUCACGGAGCAGACUAUAUGCCUUUUGCAGAGAUGCCUACUGUCCAAGAAGCCAUCGUCAACAACUCUGACUUCGAGAUCCUCCAGAAGGAGGGGCCCUCUGGCCCUCCCAGCCCCCACCCUAGUCCCCCUGGGCUCCCUAGCCCACGCAGCCUCCAGCCUGGUCCUAUGUCUAACCUGCGUCCCUGACC